This is a messenger RNA of Ustilago hordei, 4047 nucleotides long. RefSeq lists its product as uncharacterized. Gene Ontology annotation, cellular component: spindle; cell tip; spindle pole body. The transcript has a single exon. Lineage: Eukaryota; Fungi; Basidiomycota; Ustilaginomycetes; Ustilaginales; Ustilaginaceae. Gene Ontology annotation, biological process: establishment of mitotic spindle orientation; nuclear migration involved in conjugation with cellular fusion. The record is from RefSeq and is a predicted model, not a curated record. Gene Ontology annotation, molecular function: zinc ion binding; nucleic acid binding. Bases 1 to 4047 code for a protein of 1348 amino acids.
AUGUCGUCGGGCCUUCCGACCACGCCCAACAGCUCGCAUCUGCGAUCGGGUUUGCCGACACCUUCAGGAGCCAGAUCAAGACCUUCCCUCGCGCCUCGUUCCAGCAUCAGCCCAGCAGCGGAUAGUCCCGAUACGAGAUUCAAGAAGCAGACACUGGCAGAAGCCAUCUCUAAGAACGAUCCGGCAAAGUAUCGUCUCUCCACCAUUGGCGGCAUUGCUGCUGCUUCUGCUUUGUCGCCUGGCGCCUCUUCACCCAUCGGCAAAGACGACAGCGAUGUCGAUAGCAACUCUCCUCUGCUACAGGCAGGUCGUUUGCCUCGAGCUUCCUUCCUCUCGCGCAAGUCGCACUCAUCACUUCGAUCCGAACCACGGCCGACAAGAGCAACGCCACCUGCACGCGUUUCGCCUUCAGCUUCCGACCUCUCCCCUGGCUCAGCCAGCUCGUUUCCAUCAGCAGUCGCCAGCACAUCACGCUCUGUAGCAACUCCCAAGAGAUACUCCGACAUCCAUGCUCGCAGCAGCUACACGCCCUCCAUGGUCAGCAGAACUCCAUCUCAUACCUCCCAUGCAUCAUCAACCGCAGCCUCGUGUGCAAGACAAGACAUUCGUCGAGGACGCCAACUCGAGAUUGGCGACUUGGUCCACAUGGAAACAUCCCAGCUCGUCGGUGUCCUUCGUCAUCUCGGUCCUGUCCAGUUCAAAGCUGGCUUCUAUGCUGGUCUCGAGCUUACUGGCGACAGCGUCGGCAAGGGUAAGAACGACGGCAGCGUUCAAGGAACUCAGUACUUUGCAUGUGCUCCAGGCAACGGCCUUUUUUGUCCCGCUUCCAAAGUCGUCGCUAUCAACGAUGUACCUCCUACCGAUGCCGUACCUCGUCCAGCUUCGUCAAUGUCGAAUCGACCAUCCUCUCGCGCCUCGGACCUUCAUGAUCGCUCAGGUGCCAUCACACCCUCUCGACGACGAGCAAGCACCGUCUCACGGCCACCCUCCGAGACACCAUCCCGCACCUCAUCUCGUCUCAGCGUUCGUCCACCUUCCGUAACCCCUGGCAGCAGACCAGCCUCGGUCCUCUCCGCUUCUCGCCCUGCCAGUCGACUCACCGCACGCAAGAGUCUCGCCGCACCGCCUACCCGGCGCGAUGAUCAACGAGAUACAACCAUGCGCCAACCAAGCUUGAGCAACGUCAACCAGACGAGCCCUGUACGAGGCGCUGGAGCCGCGACAUCUGCAUCCUCCAUCGCAGCAAGGACUCCCAGGUCCUCGAUCGCAGGCGUACGUGCUGCAUCUAGCCUCCUUCAGAGCACGCCGAGUCUCGCCAAGAAGAGACAAAGUCUUGGCGGUAUUCCUACUCCUAGAGCUACAAAGGGACGUGCUUCCAUGUUUGCACCACCAGCUGGUCUUGCCACUACAUCCGAUGCCAGUAUGCCUCCACCUCCCAGCCCUACAAAGGAUGGCCGUGUUGGCGAGCGCGCAUCCAGCGUCCUCUCCUUCCGCUCCAGCAGCCGACUCGCUCGUGAUCCGUUUGACAUGGAAGCCUCGCCCGUCGCUAAGCAAGACACAAUGUCCACCACAGACUCCAACUUGGACAAGAACCUCUCGCUGCUCGAACAGAUGGAUCUGACGCCUCGCAAGUCUGCUCAACUCCCUGCUCCUUGGCAGUCCAGAGCAGAGGUUCGUGCAGGUCAGACAGAAGUUCUCACACAAGACUUUGUCGCUGAAGCCGUUGUGCCUCUUUCACUUUACGAGGAGCAAGUGGCAGAGUUCGAACAACUUCGUGUGCAAGUUCAGGAACUCGAGAAGCAGAAUGCAGAACUUGGGCGCGCUCAGGAAGCCAGGAAGGCGAGGGUAUCGGAAGCUCGAUCCAAUCAAGCCAUCUUGGAAGCAGAACGUGCCAAGAUGCGAGCUGAAGCGCGCGACAGACAGGCCGAGAUGGAGGAAGAACGUCGUAUCGAACGCAAUGACGAGGUCCGCCGACGCAAGGAGAUCGAGGAUCGCGAAAAGGAGCUCAAGGAGAAGCUUGCUGAAGCGCACCAGCAGCUUAGCAAGACAGCCGACCACCACGAGCGAUACCAGAAGGAAGCAGAGAACCGUCAGAAGAAUCUGCAACUCAAGUUGCAGUCCAGCGAGCAGCUCGUCACCGAGAUGAAGAACCGUAUCCACCAAGAGUCGGAGCAGCAACACCACGGCGAAGCGCUCGAGACGCAACUCAAGCUCAAGGAUGCCGAGAUCGACAGCCUCAAAUCGUCCUUGAAACGUCUCGAAGAGGAAGCGCAGACCGCUCGCGACGACUUGACCCGCCAAAUCGAUGAGCUCAAGGACGCCGGCCGCGAGACCAUCAGCUUGUACGAGCAAAGGAUCGAGGAGAUCGACACUGAACGGGUUGAGGUGCUCGACAACAUGCAGUUGCUGCAGGACAAAGCGCAAGAAGCUAUCCGAGCAGCAGAAGCCCGCGUCGAGGAGCUGCAGGCUGCUCACGCAUCAUCGCAGACUCGCAAUGCACCCGAAGCAGGUUCGGCUGCAGCUAUCGACAACGAGGCUCUGCGAGAGCAAGUGGCUCACUUGCAGGACAAGCUCGGCAAGUACGAAGAUCAACUCGCCGAAGCAGCGCUUGCCUUGGAGAAGGAGAAGGAGUAUGCGCAGAAGAGGCGAGACAAGUCGCACGAGGUGGAGAACAGCUUGAAGAACGAGCUCAAGCGUGUCAAGGGCGAACUUGAGAAGGCGCAGAGGGCAAGCAAGGAGCAACUUGCUCUACUGGAGGAGACUCGACAUGCUCUGCAGGAAAGCCAGUUGGCACUGGAGCGUGAGAGAGCCGAGCUGGAAGGCUUGCGAGCCGAUGCCGAGAACUUUAACGCACUCAAGAGCGGUCAUGAUGGUAGCUUCACCAGUGCGACCCAACGCUUGCAAGGCGAGAAGCUGGAGCUGGAGACUGAGCUCGUCCGACAGAAGCAGCAAUCGGAGAAGGAACUGAAAGCCAAGGAAGCAGAGCUGCGACAGUUGCGGCUGCGAUUGGACCAGGUCACUGACACGACACGCGGCUCAGAUGAUGCGGAACCAGGCAGCGCUGCAUUAGAUGCAUCGCUUCGAUCGCCUAACGACACUAAGCGCAAAGACGCCCACCGUCUUUCGGCCAUGUCAAAUAGCAGUGUCAGCAGCAACCUCAAGUCUUCGCACCGUGUCUCCUCCAACGGCGCAUAUGCAGCCAGCGACGUCUCGGCGAUCUCCUCUGCGAACCAGAUGUCUGGUCUCAGCUACCUCGUACGUCAGCUCAGCGACGAGAACAACGAAAUGAAGACCAAGCACAAGCUGUUGGAGUCUGACCUCGAAGCUCGCGCCCAGGAAGCCAAGACCAAGUCGCGUGCUUUGGAGCUCACAGUGCAGUCACUCGGAAAGCAGCUCGAGGCUGACGAAGGCGUCUCUGGCACUGCAUCCACUUGGGAGCUAGCCGAAAAGCUUGCUGACAACGAAGCACAAUUGCAUAGCAGCCAGAGCAUCAUUGCCGACCUCAAGUGUACACUCGAAGCAACCAAGAUGGAAGGACGCGAGACGACCGAUUCGCUGCGGAAGGAAGUGUCGCAUCUCGAAGCCCUUGUGGAAGCACGUAUCUUCCGAGAGGAGGAAUUGGUGGCUGAAGUGGAACGUCUAUCGCGAAAGUUGGAUGAGCGCAGUCCUUCUCGUAGCUUGUCCAAGUCUUGGACAGUGGACAAGCAGGACGGCAGGAGCGUGGCGAGUAUCGCUGUAGACCAGCCCAAGCAGGAAGCAGCAGCAGCGGCUUGGAGGCUGAGUUCAGAGAAGCCAAAGACGACUGCUGUCGAAGCCGAGGAGGAGGAAGAGGAACUCGACUUUUGCGGAUUGUGCUCUCAGCGAGGUCAUGCGUUGGAGAAUUGCGAUAAGCUACUGAACGGGAACAGACCGGAAGCACAGAAGGCUCAACCCAGCAACGGUGAUGGUAGUGGCAAUGGUGCACAGGGGGAGAAUGAGCCUUGCGACGAUUGUGGCGAGGUUGGACAUCGAUUUGAGGAUUGUCCUUACGCAGCGGAGAUCUUCUGA